CCCUUUGAAAAAUCUGGUGACAAAACACUUCUAAUUUAUCCGCGUUUUGUGGAAACAUUUUACUACAUUGUGAACCCAGAAUUACCGAGAAUUCCUGCUACGUUAUAGAAAUAGGCUGUCUACAAUUAUUACUAUAAAUAGCUUGAACGAGGUUUUGAGGGUUAAAGUUUUUAAGAGUUAAACUCUUUGCGACUACAUAUUAAUAUUAUGCUGAGAUAAUUUAGCAAACUUAUUUCUAGCGACAAAAGAAUAAUGUCAAAUUUGGUUGGUGAACAGAGCUUACAUAGAAAAUUGGCGAAUCCUGGAGCAUUGGGGUUGGCCGCCUUUGCCCUUACCACAUUUCUUCUAUCAUGCUUCAAUGCAGGAGUUCUUGUUAGUGCUACUGGUAAAAAUGUCGUGUUUGGUGUUGCGUAUAUCUAUGGCGGUAUAGCUCAGUUAAUUGCUGGUGUUAUUGAAUUUCUAUUUGAUAACAUCUUUGGAGCCACUGCAUUUGUCAGUUAUGGGUCCUUUUGGAUCUCUUUUGCAUAUUUUGAAGAGCGUUUCAUUGAAAACUAUCCUCCUGAAAUCAAGGGUGAAAUAGUUGGCUUAUAUCUUUUCUGUUGGAUGAUGUUAACGUUAAUGUUCUUAUUACUUAGCAUUAAAAUAACAAGAGCGCACUUUGUAUUAUUCCUGUUACUUUUCCUUACCUUCUUCUUGCUUGUUAUUGGAAAUUUCUGGGAUUUGAAUGGACUCGUGCGAUCUGGAGGUUGGUUUGGAAUCCUAACGGCACUCUGCGCUUGGUACAUCAUGUUAUCUAUUAUGUCUACUUCAAUAAUUGGGAAGACCAUUCUUCCUCUGGGCAUCGGGGGUUUUAAUAUUCGAUUCCUGGCGAAGGAGUAAAAAUCUAAUUCAAAAUCACCGUAAAUAAAAUCUCGUUUUAACCAAGCUCCAGUAACAAAGCGAAUAUGUCUCUCUCUGGUAGCAAACUAAAUAUAGCCCUUCAAUUCUUGUCAUUCAGUGGUCAAAAUGUCAAAAAAGGAUUGCUUUUUA
Messenger RNA from Schistocerca gregaria, 1029 nucleotides. RefSeq lists its product as uncharacterized. The transcript has 4 exons. The record is from RefSeq and is a predicted model, not a curated record. Gene Ontology annotation, cellular component: plasma membrane. Gene Ontology annotation, molecular function: acetate transmembrane transporter activity. The coding region runs from base 253 to 879 and encodes 208 amino acids. NCBI's taxonomy places the organism in Eukaryota, Metazoa, Arthropoda, Insecta, Orthoptera, Acrididae.